Messenger RNA from Cyphomyrmex costatus, 1009 nucleotides. Its product is annotated as PDZ and LIM domain protein 7. NCBI's taxonomy places the organism in Eukaryota, Metazoa, Arthropoda, Insecta, Hymenoptera, Formicidae. Bases 146 to 568 code for a protein of 140 amino acids. The transcript is spliced from 4 exons. Gene Ontology annotation, molecular function: muscle alpha-actinin binding; actin binding. Gene Ontology annotation, cellular component: Z disc; adherens junction; stress fiber. Gene Ontology annotation, biological process: actin cytoskeleton organization; muscle structure development. The record is from RefSeq and is a predicted model, not a curated record.
GCAGAGAUCAGUGCGAGUCUCGAUCGCCGCUGCUCGUACUCGAUCUCAGACGUGUUGCCCGGGGUGGUUUGUCGUGGGGCUGAUCUGAGUGACAAGAUUGUCGUGUCUACUUUCAGACAAAACAAAACAUUGUGCUAAACUUUUGAUGGCGACCAACAAUGCCGUCAUGACCACCGACGUUAAACUAUCGCGAUGUAACAAUCAACCGUGGGGCUUUCGACUUUCUGGAGGCGUGGACUUUACUUUUCCUUUGACUGUCGUCAGAGUGACGAUCGGAGGCUUGGCCCAUAAAGCUGGUUUGGAAGCGGGCGAUGUAGUGAUCUACGUGAACAGAGAGCCAAUAAGUCAACUCACACAUAUGCAAGUCCACGAUAAGCUUGUCAAUAUUGGCAAUGAUAUCGUUUUAUCUGUUGUGCACAGUCACGAGAUCGCGCAACAACAACAGAGGGGCGCGCACAGGAUCAAGUAUAUAUCAAGCAUGGAUACUAUGAAAGUAAAAAAAAAAACAGGAAAAAUGACUUUAAAGAUUACAGAAUUGAAGGAACAUGUAGGAAAUCACACACAAUGAUUAUAAGUAACGAUCACAUUGGGAUAACUAAAUGUCUAGUCCUCGUCUUCUUAGAGCUAUGGUAUAUGCAUGUCAGGCGAAUUUAUCGAACGCAGAAUUGAAUCUUUCUUAUUAUCCAUCAACACGUACCAAUUUCACUUUCCAUGUAUAACAUGACACUGGAUAAGGACUAUCUUCUUCCGUGAUAACUAUCUGAUAAUAUGCACGUUUUUCAUUAUCGGAUCGUAGACAAAUGUCGUGUAUGCGAUGGCAGGUUUAAACCUUUAAGGUAUGUUCUGACAUUAAAUAUUAUAUAUCAAAGAUUAGCAAAAACGGUGGAACAUACAAGAAGCAAUUUAAAUCUUUCUAUUAUUUGUCCGUGCAUAUAUGUAUGUAUGUAUAGUCUGUUUUAUUGCGAUCAUUAGAGUAUAACAAAAGUGGUAUAAAUAUUUAUCAUUAAUG